Molecule: messenger RNA, 681 nt
Organism: Postia placenta MAD-698-R-SB12
Lineage: Eukaryota; Fungi; Basidiomycota; Agaricomycetes; Polyporales; Adustoporiaceae
Exons: 3
Coding region: 1-681 (226 amino acids)
Biological process (GO): phospholipid biosynthetic process
Cellular component (GO): membrane
Molecular function (GO): phosphotransferase activity, for other substituted phosphate groups
Source: RefSeq, a predicted model, not a curated record
AUGGAAGAGAAAAGAGCUACUGCGUUGCAGCAGUACCAGGACACUGAGGGGCACUUCUCACUUGUUAGGAAUUUUCGAUUAGCGGACCUCGUCACCAUUGCAAACGGAAUAUGUGCAUCGCUGUCAAUAUUCAUGUCCGCGAAGUACCUUGCUACGAACGAUGAAGACUAUCUAUGGUCGGCUCUGCUAUUUCCCUAUGCGGGAUUAAUGUUCGACUUUCUGGACGGGAAGGUAGCAAGGUGGCGGAACGAGAGCAGUAUGCUUGGGCAGGAGCUUGACAGCCUUGCAGAUCUCAUCUCCUUUGGGGUUGCACCUGCUCUACUUGCGUUUGUAGUAGGCCUCAGAACAUACCUCGACACGGUCGUUCUCACAGCAUUCAUCUGCUCUGGUCUUGCACGCCUCGCCCGUUUCAAUGCCACCGUCGCUCUGAUUCCUCAAGACAUAAAGGGAAAAGCGCGUUACUUCGAAGGCCUGCCGAUUCCCUCCUCACUCGUUUUGGUUGCAGUCCUGACCUAUUGGACGAAGAUGGGAUGGAUUGAGGGCAAGGAGGGGGUACCUAUGGGCACUAUCACACUUUGGGGAUCGAAGGGUGGUGAUGGCGACUUACACUUGAUGUGCGUCGUCUUCGGGCUGUGGGCGGCGGCAAUGGUUAGCAAAACGCUGCGCGUUCCCAAGAUCUGA